AUGGCUCCGCAUGCAGGCGGCGGCGCUGAUGGCACGGAGAUGCCGCUCCUCCCCUCGCGGGCGGCAGGAACGCCGGCAGGUGGCGGCGCCGCGCCGCGCCGCCGCAGCAGGUUCGCCUUCGUCUGCGCCACGCUCGCCUCCAUGACCACCAUGCUACACGGCUACAAUCUCACGCUGAUGAGCGGCGCGCAGCUGUUCAUGCGGGAGGACUGUUCAUGCUCGCCUCCAUCCUCGGCGGCGGGUGGUUCGCCGACCGGCUGGGCCGCCGGCGCGUCCUCGUGCUCGCCAACGCCUUCCUCAUGGCCGGCGCGCUCGCCAUGUCGCUGGGCGGCAGCUUCGCCGCGCUCAUGGCGGCGCGGUUCGUCACCAGCGUCGGCGCCGGGUUCGCCCGCGUCGUCGCGCCGGUGUACAACGCCGAGAUCUCGCCGCCGUCCACGCGCGGCGUCCUGUCGUCGUUGCUCGACGUGUUCAUCAACGUCGGCAUCUUGCUUAGCUACGUGUCGAACUACGCCCUCGCCGGCCUGCCGGCGACCUCGGGUGGCGCCUCAUGUACGCGAUCGGCGUGGUCCCGCCGGUGUUCAUAGCUGCCGGCGUGUUCUUCAUGCCGGAAUCGCCGCGGUGGCUCGCCAUGCGCGGCCGCUACGCCGACGCGCACGCCGUGCUCUUGCGCACCUUGGACACCCCGGCCGAGGCCGACCUCCGCCUCGCCGAGAUCAAGCAAGCCGUUGCCCAUCAGCGGCCUCAACCGGAAGCAGCAGGCAGCCAUGGCGGCGGCGUCUGGAAGGAGCUCCUCUUCCGGCCGUCGGCGAGCGUGCGGCGGAUCCUGACAUGCGUCCUCGGGCUUCAGUUCUUCGUGCAGGCGUCGGGCAUCGACGCCAUCCUCCUCUACAGCCCGCUGGUCUUCAAGGCGGCCGGCAUGGCGUCGAACGGCGCCAUCCUCGGCGCCACCGUGGCCAUCGGAGCGGUCAAGACGUGCUUCAUCCUCGUCGGCAUGCUCUUCACCGACCGCCUCGGCCGCCGCCCGCUCCUCCUCGCCAGCACCGCCGGCGUCUCGGUGACCACGGCCUCCCUCGCCGUGACCCUCUGCGUCAGCGCAGCUUCGUCAGCAGCAGCGACGACGGCGUGCCUCGCGUCGGUGCUCGCCAUCGUGGCGGCGUACUCGGUCGGGUACGGGUCGGUGGUGAACACGUACAGCGCGGAGAUCCUACCGCUGCGGCUGCGCGCCCAGGGCUCGAGCCUGGGCGUGGCCGUGAACCGCCUGACGUGCGGGUUGGUCGGCAUGACAUUCAUCUCGCUCGCCGACGGGAUCACCAUGGCCGGGUGCUUCUUCUUGUACGCCGGGGUGACGGCGGCAGCGUUCGUGUUCGUGUAUGCGCGGCUGCCGGAGACGAGGGGGCGGAGCCUCGAGGACGUGGAGGUGCUCUUCGACAAGUGACGUGCUUCCUAUUUCCGACUGCUAUCUUCUUUUUUCUAGUUGAUGAUCCUAUUUCCGACUCGAGAAUUGGGCAGAAAAUUUAGGGAUUGAAUUCUCAUCCACUAUUAUUUGGGGCAGGCGCCAAGGAGGAACAGACGAUAAGAGUGCUCUCCUCUCCUCUCAGCCUCAGAAAUAUCCAUCCAAAAUCCAAUUACAUUGGGCCGAA
Molecule: messenger RNA, 1640 nt
Organism: Setaria italica (foxtail millet)
Lineage: Eukaryota; Viridiplantae; Streptophyta; Magnoliopsida; Poales; Poaceae
Product: serine/arginine repetitive matrix protein 1
Source: RefSeq, a predicted model, not a curated record